Oncorhynchus tshawytscha (Chinook salmon) is the source of this 2213-nucleotide messenger RNA. RefSeq names its product Krueppel-like factor 2. The coding region runs from base 298 to 1536 and encodes 412 amino acids. The record is from RefSeq and is a predicted model, not a curated record. The transcript has 3 exons. Gene Ontology annotation, molecular function: RNA polymerase II cis-regulatory region sequence-specific DNA binding; DNA-binding transcription factor activity, RNA polymerase II-specific. Gene Ontology annotation, biological process: regulation of transcription by RNA polymerase II. Lineage: Eukaryota; Metazoa; Chordata; Actinopteri; Salmoniformes; Salmonidae.
CGGCGGAGUGGAGAGAGACAGAGAGAGACAGAGCGGAGCUCACCGGAGGACAGCUUUAUAUAACGGAGCUAAAUUUACCAUCAUCCUGAACGCAUUUCCUCGCUGGCGCACAAUUGGUCCAGCUACUCGGCUACCAUAUUUAUAAGCUUGGACGACCUACUGCUUGGUGUCUUUCAAGCGCAACUUUGGAACAGUUAGAUAGAACGCGCUUUUUCUGGUGGAGGUGAGCUGAAAAAGGCACUCACUCACUGAAUCAACUUUGACAAGAAACAAAUAAGCAUUUAUUGUAUCUUUUAAAUGGCUUUAUCCGGUGUGAUUUUGCCACCCAUCUCGACAUUCGCAAACCAAACCAAAAGUUUAGAAAAUAGGUGGAAAAGCGACAUGGACAAACCGAUGUCUUCCAACUGCUCCAUGCUUGAUAUGGUACAGAACAUGGACUGUCGGAGCAUCGAAAGGAAAGACGACGAAGAUCUGAGUAGCUACUUAGAUUUGGAUUUCAUUCUGGCAAACACCACUGGAUCAGACAGCAUGCCUACCGCUGCGCUGGGAGCAGGUGUAGCGUUGUAUAACAUGCCCUCAGUGGAUUAUCCAGGCAACCCGUUCACCACCGGGAACCCUAUGCCAUCCUACCCGUCCAGCGAGCAUAGCUCCCCGCCUCCCCCCUACAGCACCAGCCUGAUGGCGGAGCUUCUCAGGUUCGAGGGAGAGAACGACUACGGAGUCGAUACUACGCGUAAUACCUAUAGCGUCCAAGGACGGUUUUAUGUCAACUCGGCACUUUUUCCCAUUAGACAGGACAUUAUUGAUAACAUCAAAGUGGAGCCGUCCAUGGACGGUUAUGGACCCGUUAUGAGCAUGGGCCCCCAGAGUUGUCCAAAAAUCAAGCAAGAGGGAAACGUGUCGUGUAUGAUGUCCUUUGAGCAGCCGAGAGUAGCCGUCUCUCCGCGGGCAGCCAGCAACAUGACGCCACCGCUCAGCCCCAACGACCAGGGGAGCUCCGAGUGCCGCCAGCAGGUACCGAUGGGCCACUCCAUGAGCUUCCCACAGAACUACCACUCCUCGGCGACGUACACACACCAACGCCCCGGAGCGCCUCCAGCCGCACAGAUGCAGCUUGGAACAUACCAAGGCGCUCACCAGUUCGGCAUGUACGAGGAGGGACUGAGCAUGCAUCCGAACACACAGAGGGUACUGCUGACGCCCCCGUCCUCUCCGCUGGAACUGCUGGAGACCAAGCCCAAGAGAGGUCGCCGCACCUGGCCGCGGAAGCGCACGGCUACGCACACCUGCACAUUCGCUGGGUGCGGAAAGACUUACACCAAGAGUUCACAUCUGAAGGCACAUCACAGAACGCACACUGGUGAAAAGCCAUACCAUUGCAGUUGGGACGGUUGCGGCUGGAAAUUCGCUCGCUCCGACGAACUGACACGGCAUUUCCGCAAACACACCGGUCACCGGCCUUUCCAGUGCCACCUGUGCGAGCGCGCAUUCUCCCGGUCCGACCACCUUGCGCUUCACAUGAAGCGACACAUGUGAAUGUGACGUACAGGACUUGGACUGAUGGUGGGUUAUUAUUAAGGGGUGACCUUCAGGCCUAUUUGGUUUAUCUGUCUUUUUCUAUAUUUAAGAUGUUUUACAUGCCAACGGUUUUUUGUUGUUGUUCAGAAAAAAAUAUGUAUAAAUGGAUACAUGUUUAGUGUGAUUAUUUUGUAGUAAUGUAGCUGGUACUACCUUGGUUAUUGUUAUUUUAAAGCUUUAGAAACGCUUGGUAGGGUGUUUGGUUGUAUGUGAGGCUGGCCCUGUACUUCUCCUUCUCUUUCCUUGGAAAAACUGGAGUGCUGUGUUCAACACAAGUGCCUUUCAAUUAUUCUACCUGUAAAAGUGUUCACUGCAGGACUAGAAGGGCACCAAAAUAAGACACGUUUAUGAUAGUCUGCUAUUAGUGAAAUACGUUUUGUUAUUGAAAACUGCCUCAAUGAUUUGAAUGGCCCAAAUACUGUAGCUUACCUUACCCUCAACUGUUUUCUGUUUUCAUGGAAAUCUUUUUGAUGAAAUUGUGUGGUAUGGUUUGGGUGCGAAAAUAUGGGUCCAGACUCAUUGUACACUACCAGGGCUAGAUGUCUUGUGUAUCCUUAUUUUUGACUGAAGUCUGUAUUCAUUUUAUACUGUAAAUGGUGUAUUUAUUGUAAAUAUUAAAAUACAUUGAAAUAUUA